GGAGUUAUGUUUUCUAAUCAGAAAAGUUAAGCUUUAAAACUUUACUUCGUAUAUCAAAACAAGUUUAUGAGUACUAAUUUCAUGCUAUAAAUUUGUAAUAUGAAGUUUGAUUAUAGAAGUGAAAUUUGAUUGUAAAAGUGAAAUUGUUAUUUUUACAUUGAACCAGAGCCCAAAUCAAAGCCAAAGGGGAAGGAAGAAGGAAUACCCUCCACCCCCAACAACCACCCCUUCCAAGAAACCAUAAAGAUUCCCACAUUUGAGGCACCAAUACUUCUUCUUCCCCCCUCUCUGCCCUUCCUCUCAUCUUCGGGCAGACAGACCUCUUUCAUCUUUUCUUCUCCAUUUUUCCCCUCCCCAGACAAUCUCUCCUUGCCCUUUCUUCAAGAUUCAACGAAAUCUCUGUAAUUCGCUGAAGAAGAAGAAGAAAGAUUGCUCCUUUUUUACCCUAACCAAGAAAAUCCGGCGAUCCAAAUAGAAGGAGACGAAGAAGAAUGUCUGGGUUGAAGCACAUUGGCGAUGAUGAUAUUCCAACAUCCCCAGGAAAGUUCAAGCCUCCUUACAAUAGUAAUAGGUUCCGGCUUCAUUCCUCCCUCCCAAGACUCACCUUUUGGUCCCUGCUCUUCUUGGCCUUGAUCUACGUCAUGUUCUUCAGAUCGCCGCCGUCGUCUUCCUCCUCCUCCGCCGCCGCCGCUUCAGAUCUCUUCAGGAGAUCCCUCAGAACCAGCAUCUACGGCGGCCCGUCCUGGGAGAAAAAGAUCAGGGCCUCCGCGAAACCCAGAUCAAGAAACGGCAUCACCGUUCUUGUCACCGGCGCCGCCGGCUUCGUCGGGACCCACGUCUCGGCGGCCCUCAAACGCCGCGGGGACGGCGUCGUGGGGCUCGACGUUUUCAACGACUAUUACGACCCGUCCUUGAAACGGGCCCGCCAGCAGCUCCUCGAACGCAACGGGGUCUACAUCGUGGAAGGGGACAUAAACGACGCCGCACUGGUGAAGAAAUUGUUCGAGAUCGUCCCGUUCACGCACGUGAUGCAUCUCGCCGCUCAGGCCGGCGUCAGAUACGCCAUGGAGAAUCCGGCGUCCUACGUCCACAGCAACAUCGCCGGCCUCGUCAGCCUCCUUGAAGUCUGCAAGAGCGUGAACCCGCAACCCGCCAUUGUCUGGGCAUCUUCAAGCUCCGUCUACGGCUUGAACUCCAAAGUCCCCUUCUCCGAAUCAGACAGAACCGAUCAGCCGGCGAGCCUCUACGCCGCCACCAAGAAAGCCGGCGAGGCAAUCGCCCACACCUACAACCACAUCUACGGCCUUUCCCUGACCGGACUGCGUUUCUUCACGGUGUAUGGACCUUGGGGAAGACCGGACAUGGCCUACUUCUUCUUCACCAAAGACAUAUUGAAAGGGAAGCCAAUUCGGGUGUUUGAAGGGGCAAACCACGGGACAGUGGCCAGGGAUUUCACCUACAUCGAUGACAUAGUGAAGGGGUGUCUGGCAGCUCUGGACACGGCGGAGAAAAGCACAGGGAGCGGAGGGAAGAAGAAGGGCCCUGCCCAAUUGAGAGUUUUCAACCUGGGGAACACCUCCCCUGUCCCUGUCUCAGAUCUGGUGAGCAUAUUGGAGAGGUUGCUGAAGGUGAAGGCGAAGAGGCAAGUGAUGAAGAUGCCGAGGAAUGGGGACGUCCCCUUCACGCACGCGAACAUCAGCUCGGCGAAGAGGGAGCUCGGGUACAAGCCUUCUACAGAUUUGCAGACUGGGUUGAAGAAAUUUGUUCAAUGGUACCUCAGUUACUAUGGCAAUGGUGGAAAGAAGGGAUCACAACACUGAAAAACUGCCAAAAAAAAACAUUCUUUGUGAUCUUUGGUUUGUCUGUCUCUUCAUUCAUUCUUCCUCUUAUCAUUGUUUCAUUUUUCCAUUAUUAAACAUGUUAAAACAAAAGUACCCACAGUCCCACACACACCCUUUGUUUGUCUACUUGAUCUGUUGUUGUUGUAUAUCUGUAUAAGGACACUCUCUGAUCAUAAUCUCCUCCCAAGGAAGGAUGAAGUGAAGCUCAAGAGAUUAUUUUUUUUUAUUUUCUUUUCUUUCUUGUUUUUCUUUUAAAUGGUGGAUAUUGUUUUGGUUGAUGGCCAUACUUUGUGUGAUAUCAUAUCAUCUGUUGUAUCAAAUGGGGAGUUUUAAUGCCAAUUCUUUUUGGUGAUGUAAUGUAAUUUGUUGUAUCAUUCCCAGGUUCAAAUAAAGCACUCCUCCACAGUUUCUCUUAUCUGUUUUCUUUACAUGUGAACACCCAUAAUUGGUAGCAUUUGACCUCUUAUCUUUCUUUCUUUUGUGAUUCCUUCUGCAUUUUCUUCUUGGGUCUUCUGGGGUUAAGGAGCAAAAUAGGAGUAAAACAUUGACAAAAUUCCAAAAUAGGAGUUGAAAGAUAAAAUCCUCAAAAUAGGAGUUGUUUGUUGGGAAAUAUCCCUCCUACAUGGAGGAAGUGUCCAAUUUUAAUUGGACAAUACUUUACAUAUAUCUUUUGUAUUUGGGCUUCUUUUAUGUGUAAAGUUUUAGCCCAUUUGUUUUGGUGGCCCAUUUAUCUCCUUUAUGUGGCUAGUAACUAAAAGGAAGAUAAGAGAAAAAAAAAAGAAGAGGUGAAGCAGGCAGUAGCUAACGCAGGAGAAGAGGAAGAAAAAUCAGGUUUCCGCCACUGUGCAGCAGCCACUUUUCUCGUCCGGAUCAAAGGCCAAACGAAGUCCGAUCGUACUCAAAUUUUAGUAUGCUGUUCCUCACAUACUCCUCUUCAAAUCCAAUGGUCAGUUUCUCGUUUUGAUGCUCGGAAGGUGGUUUUCUUGCUGCGUUUUCAGACCUGCGUUUUUGGGAGUUUUUACUCCAUUUUAUGGUGAAUUGUUGAUUGUUGUUUGUUCCAAGGUUGCUCCUUGAUGAUUGUGUAUGCCUCUAGUGUUUACUAGAGAGGAGAACUUGUUGUACCCACUUGAUUCUUGGUGAUUAGUGGAAGUUUGGGAGCCGUUGUUGAGCGGCCGUGGUUUUCUCCCCGAUUUGGGGUUUCCACGUAAAUCGUGUGUCAUCUAUUUUAUUAUCGCUGCCAUUUA
Molecule: messenger RNA, 3085 nt
Organism: Cuscuta campestris
Lineage: Eukaryota; Viridiplantae; Streptophyta; Magnoliopsida; Solanales; Convolvulaceae
Source: the annotation of a GenBank genome assembly